AUGGACAAACUCAAGUAUGAGCUUGCGCUUGAGGACGAGUUCGAUGCCCUCAACAUUGAGGUGAAGGCUGAGAAUGUCGAGGAGAUUCUGAGCUCCCGUAAAUAUCCAGCCAAGCAACAUGCCCGCAAAGUAGCAGCUGAGUUAGCUAGACCAAGCACCGGGGUUCCAGAUAAUGGCAUUAUCUUCCUACCGGGAGAACCCUCACGGCUAUACGAGGACUCGGACCAAGGUCCUGAUUUCAGACAACGACGAUACUUCUAUUAUAUUACCGGGGCUGAUUUCGCCGACUGCGCCGUAACAUACCAGAUCUCAGAAGAUAGGCUGACGCUGUGGAUUCCAUAUGUCGAGCCUCGUCAGGUCCUCUGGUAUGGAUCAACUCCAGACGCUGCCAAAGCGCUGCAACUAUAUGAUGUCGAUGAUGUCCGAUAUACCAACGACCUUUCCAAGUUCUUUGACCUUGCUCUUAACCCCUCUACAACCCUCUAUGUCCUACACAGAUCCCAGCUUCCUCGGGACAUUUUUGGUCAAAGCGACGGCCGCACCGUCUCGUGCCGAGGCCAGCCGGGCAGGAUCGAUUACUCCAGCCUUCAGUCAGCCAUGGAUCGUGCCAGAGUCAUCAAGGAUGAGUACGAGAUCGCCCUGAUCCAGAAGGCAAACGACAUCUCCAGCAUUGCCCACCGCGAGGUCGCCCGCCAGAUGCUGCAACUGCGGAACGAGCAGGAUAUCGAGGCCAUCUUCGUUGCGACCUGCGUGGCCAACGGCGCCCAUUCCCAGGCCUAUAAGAUCAUUGCAGGUGCCGGUGUGAACGCCUCAACUCUGCACUACGAUGCCAACGAUCAGCCUCUCGACGGUAAGCAGGUCGUUGUUGUUGAUGCCGGGUGCGAAUACAAGUGCUACGCUAGUGAUGUCACACGUACCCUUCCCAUCCCCGGGGUCUUCUCGCCGGAAUCCAAGGCAAUCUACCAUAUCGUCGAACGCAUGCAGGAGGAGUGUAUCUCUGCCAUCAAGCCCGGCACCAAGUUCUCCAGCUUGCACCUCCACGCCGCCAGUGUUGCCGCCCAGGGCCUCCUGAAGCUGGGGAUUCUCAAGGGUGACCUCCGCAAGGUCGAGGACUCCGGAGUUGCCAGCGCGUUCUUCCCGCACGGACUUGGCCACCAUGUCGGACUCGAGGUCCACGAUGUGAGCGGCGACCUGAGGCUGCUCUCCGCGGACAAGCUGACCAGGCUCGAAAACGGCAAACGAGAGAUGAUAACCCCGCCCGAGUUUGUGGACAUGCGGCGUUCGGAGCGACGCGCGGCGACUGACAAUGUGAGCAUGUACAGUGAUGGUCGCCAAGUCCUUCAGCCAGGGAUGAUUGUCACAGUUGAGCCUGGCAUCUACUUUUGUCGAGAAUACCUAGAGGGUUAUUUCCUUUCCCGUCCAAAGUUCGCCGAGUUCAUCGAUCGCGAUGUAUUGGAGGGAUACUAUGGGGUUGGUGGUGUCCGUAUUGAGGACGAUAUCCUCGUUACUGAAAAGGGUUAUCGUAAUCUCACAUCUGCCCCGAAGGGAGAUCCGCUAUUGAGCAUAAUGAACGAAGGUUUUGAGGUCAUUGACUCCUCGGGAUAG
Molecule: messenger RNA, 1605 nt
Organism: Clonostachys rhizophaga
Lineage: Eukaryota; Fungi; Ascomycota; Sordariomycetes; Hypocreales; Bionectriaceae
Source: the annotation of a GenBank genome assembly